AUGGCGUUCUCUAGGAACCUUUUAUUAAUUUACUGUCUGGUCAAUCAUCUAACAUUUGGUGGUGCUCGGAGAAGUCAAUCAUUCAAAACUUACUGGAGAAAGUCAAGUGAGUCUAUGGUACGUGAAAGAAGGAAUACAGAAGGUUCAGAGAAGGAGAGAACUUUGAACAAACAGAAAGAGGUGGUCUUAGGCCUUCUUAUCCCAUACAAAGUGACCGGUGGUGCUGAUCUUAGUGGUUAUAGUGGAGGGGAAUACUACGCAGCAGCCUUCAUGCUUGCAAUAGAAGAUAUUAAUAACGAUACAAUGCUGUUGCCGAACAUCAAAAUUCGUUACGUAUGGAAUGAUACAAUGUGCUUGGUUGAUCUUGCUAUAAAGAGUCAAUUAUGGCAGCACAGUUCUUUCCAAGGUGAAGAGCGUACUGGUGUUGACGCCUUUAUCGGCACAGGUUGCAAGUGCACGACAGUUGUGAGGAAUGCUGUUGCUCUUAACAUGCCAAUUAUAUCACAUAUGUGCCUGGAUCCUGAGCUAGCCAAUAGAACAAUUUUCCCUACCUUUGCUAGAACUGCAGCGAUGUACAAGCAUUUGACCCCAACCCUCAUUGCCUUACUUGAUUCUUUCAAAUGGAAAAGGGUUGCAGUUUUUAUUGAACGGACAGCCUUAGACGAAGAUGCUGCCGAAUAUGUAGUAAAGAAGAUGAAGAGUGAAAAUAUUACUAUAGCAAUAAAAAAUUAUCUGCCAAGUCCGCCGAACCAUGUACCAACUCUUGAUGACAACCAUGAACUCGUUAUCAAAAUGAGAGAAGCAAAGAGGAAAGCAAGAAGUAAGCAUCAAUUUAAAUAG
Rhopilema esculentum is the source of this 840-nucleotide messenger RNA. NCBI's taxonomy places the organism in Eukaryota, Metazoa, Cnidaria, Scyphozoa, Rhizostomeae, Rhizostomatidae. The record is from RefSeq and is a predicted model, not a curated record.